This is a messenger RNA of Jaminaea rosea, 1941 nucleotides long. Its product is annotated as kinase-like protein. Gene Ontology annotation, biological process: intracellular signal transduction; peptidyl-serine phosphorylation. The coding region runs from base 1 to 1941 and encodes 646 amino acids. Gene Ontology annotation, molecular function: ATP binding; protein serine/threonine kinase activity. The record is from RefSeq and is a predicted model, not a curated record. The transcript is spliced from 5 exons. NCBI's taxonomy places the organism in Eukaryota, Fungi, Basidiomycota, Exobasidiomycetes, Microstromatales.
AUGCCACAGGUUCAGCAGCCGACUUCCGCAGCCUUUGGGGCCCAGUACGGUAUUCCAGCUCACGCUCAGCAAGGCGGGCCAGGAAUGCAGCAGAGCUAUGGUCAACCGUCCCUUGUUGGCGGAGGCAGUGGACUGCCCAAUUAUGGCUUUGCGAAUCAAGGAGGCUUCGCUGGAAAUCAAGCAUACGCCCAGCAGAGCCCCUACGCAGCUCAUCAGGCGCAGUUGCAAGCUCAGAUCCAGGCUGCGGCCAUUGCCGCUCAGGCACAGGCGCCACCUGGUCAGCUCCAGCACCCGGCGAUGCAGCAGGCUCAGCAGCUUCAACAACAGCAGCAGCAACUUCUCAUGCAACAGCAAUACAAUCACAUGCAGCAGCAAGGCCUCCAAGCACCAGGUGGCGGCUACGGCGGAGGUUCAGCGGGAGGACAAGGCGGCAGCCCUCGAGGAAGCCCCACCAACCGCAGUCCAUCACCCAACUACCAUCGUCCUGGCCCGCCGAGCCCCGGCGGCUCCUCUUCGAUACAGCAGCGCGACAAGGACGCCGACUACGUGUACUUUGAGCGAUCCACACAGGGGAUGAGCAAGAAUACGCUGGACGCGGCGAUGGGGGCAAAGCUGAAGUUGGAGCAUUUCUACAAAGUCGCCGUCGAGCAAGCCAUCGAGCGCAGCGGGCGUCGCGUCGAAGUAGAGAAGCGUCUCGCAACGGACACUGGCCUCUCUGACGACCGUAAGAGUCGUCAACUCCAAGCCCUCGGUCGUCGCGAGUCAGGCUUCCUCCGCCUCAGAAGAACGCGCCUUGGCCUCGACGACUUCCGUACAGUCAAGGUCAUUGGCAAGGGAGCCUUUGGUGAGGUGCGUCUAGUUCAAAAGGUAGACACGGGCAAAAUCUACGCCAUGAAGACUUUACGGAAGAGUGAGAUGUUCAAGAAGGACCAGCUCGCCCACGUCCGUGCAGAGCGUGAUGUGCUCGCCGAAUCCAACUCGCCGUGGGUGGUCCAGCUCUUCUACUCGUUCCAGGACUCGGCCUACCUGUACCUCCUCAUGGAGUUCCUUCCUGGCGGCGACCUCAUGACCAUGCUGAUCAAGUAUGACACCUUCUCCGAGGACGUCACCCGCUUCUACAUGGCCGAAUGCGUCCUUGCCCUCGAAGGGAUCCACAAGCUCGGCUUCAUCCACCGAGACAUCAAACCGGACAAUAUCCUCAUCGACGCCAAGGGCCACAUCAAGCUGAGCGACUUUGGUCUCUCUACAGGAUUCCAAAAGCAACACGACUCGGCCUACUACAAGCGCCUCUUCGAAAAUGCGGCCACGGGCAAUCAGAACCCGCAGCAAGCAGGACGCAACAGCGUAGCGGUCAACUCGAUCAACCUCACCCUCUCCUCCAAGGACGCCAUCGCAACCUGGAAGGCCAACCGACGCAAGCUCGCCUACUCGACCGUCGGCACGCCAGACUACAUUGCUCCUGAAAUCUUCAUUCAGCAAGGCUAUGGUCACGAGUGUGACUGGUGGAGUUUGGGCAGCAUCAUGUUCGAGUGCCUGUGCGGCUACCCGCCCUUCUGCUCGGAGAAUGCGCACGACACGUACAAGAAGAUUCUGGCUUGGAGAGAGACGUUGCAGUUCCCCGACGACAUUCACCUGAGUGCGGAGGCGGAGGAUAUGAUUAGGAGAUUCCUCACUUCACCCGAGACCCGCCUAGGCCGCAACGGCGCGCAGGAGAUCAAGGACCAUCCUUUCUUCGCUGGCGUCGACUGGUCCACCAUCCGCAGCAUCGACGCUCCCUUCAUCCCUGCCCUCAAAUCUGCUGUAGACACAAGUUACUUUGAUUCGACUGAGCUUGAUCACAUCCCGCAAGUUCCGGAAGGAGCUGACGUCGACAACGACGCCAGGAAGGACUAUUGCUUCGUCGGCUUCACGUACAGGAGGUGGGAGCAGAGCUUCAAUUGA